Messenger RNA from Teleopsis dalmanni, 2031 nucleotides. It is a transcript of the gene PpD3, whose product is annotated as serine/threonine-protein phosphatase 5. Gene Ontology annotation, molecular function: protein serine/threonine phosphatase activity; protein binding. Gene Ontology annotation, cellular component: nucleus; cytosol. The record is from RefSeq and is a predicted model, not a curated record. Lineage: Eukaryota; Metazoa; Arthropoda; Insecta; Diptera; Diopsidae. Bases 259 to 1812 code for a protein of 517 amino acids. The transcript has 9 exons.
GUGCACCCUAAAUGUCAGCUGAUAAUUGCUUCCGCCAUAAUCCUCUUCUUCUGAAUUAAUUUUAUUCUAGACGAAACGUAUUUUAUCGUGCUUUAUUAUUUAGAAAACGCGGUUUUCAGUUAAACCAAGAAGUCGAAAUAUUUUAAAAUAAUUAACCGAACUGACGCACAUAGAGCUGGUCUUGUUCAAAGUCAACAAUAGUCACUAGUAUUUUAAUUAUAUACUUUUCAAAACUAGAAUUUUGAAUACAUUUUAAUUAUGACUGCAACUGAAGUAGAAAUGCAUCUGAAUAAUGAAAAUUCACAAUCAGAUGGAAAUGUUAAUGUAAAUAAUGAUGCAGAAAUUACUCAGGAUCAAAAGUCUAAAUUUUCAGUUGAAAAUGAUUCCGGUUUAGCUGAAGGAUAUAAAAAUCAAGGCAAUGAAUAUUUAAAAUCUAAGGAUUUCACUAAAGCUAUAGAAUUUUACACAAAAGCAAUUGAGCUUUGUCCAAGCAGUGCAAUUUAUUAUGCGAAUCGCUCUUUAGCUCAUUUACGUCAGGAAAGUUUUGGAUUUGCCUUACAAGAUGGCAUUUCGGCAGUUAAGAGCGAUCCAGCUUAUCUUAAGGGUUAUUAUCGACGUGCAGCAGCUCACAUGUCAUUGGGAAAAUUUAAGCAAGCAUUAUCGGAUUUUGAAUAUGUUUCUAAAUGUCGACCUAACGAUAAAGAUGCUAAAUUAAAGUUCACUGAAUGCAAUAAAAUCGUCAAAAUGCGUGCCUUUGAACGUGCAAUCGCUGUAGAUCAACCAGAAAAAUCUCUAUCCGAAAUGUUCCACGAUUUAGAAAAUAUAACAAUUGAGGAUGAUUAUAAUGGACCUGCUUUGGAAGAAAAUAAAGUUACUUUAAAAUUUAUGAUGGAUCUUAUGGAGCAUUAUAAAAACCAAAAAAAAUUACAUCGCAAAUAUGCAUACAAGAUUUUAUGUGAUAUUGAUAUAUAUAUGCGUGCACAACCAUCUAUGGUUGAUAUAACGGUACCAGAUGAGUCAAAAUUUACUAUUUGUGGUGAUAUCCAUGGUCAGUUUUAUGAUCUUAUGAAUAUAUUCAAAAUAAAUGGAUUACCGUCAGAUACAAAUCCAUAUUUAUUCAAUGGAGAUUUCGUUGAUAGAGGCUCAUUUUCGGUUGAAUGUAUUUUUACAUUAUUCGGAUUUAAACUAUUAUAUCCAAAUCAUUUCUAUAUGUCUAGAGGUAAUCAUGAAAGUAUUAAUAUGAAUCAAAUGUAUGGAUUUACUGGUGAAGUAACAGCCAAAUAUACAAGUACUAUGGCUGAUAUGUUUACAAGAGUAUUUAAUUGGCUACCUCUUUGCCACUGUAUAAAUAAUAAAAUUUUGAUAAUGCACGGUGGACUUUUCUCUACUGAUAAUGUUACUUUAGAAGAUAUACGUAAAAUUGAAAGAAAUUGUCAACCGCCUGAAGAAGGACUUAUGUGUGAAUUACUCUGGUCUGAUCCACAAACAUGGGAAGGCCGUGGACCUUCUAAACGCGGAGUUGGAAUACAAUUCGGACCAAAUGUAACAAAAGAAUUUUGUCAACGUAAUAAAUUGGAAUAUGUUGUGCGCAGUCAUGAAGUUAAAGAUCAGGGGUAUGAAGUUACACACAACGGUCAAUGUAUAACAGUAUUUUCUGCUCCAAAUUAUUGUGAUACUAUGGGAAAUAUGGGAGCUUUUAUUACAAUUAAAGGCAAUGAUUUAAAACCCAAUUUUACAUCAUUUGAAGCUGUGCCUCAUCCUGACAUUAAACCUAUGGCAUAUGCAAACAGCCUGAUGAGCCUCCUAGCGUAGUCAUAUACCUUAAAUUAAUUUGUAUAUACUUCUCCGAAAGCCAGCGAACAGAAGUAUAUCAAUUAUUAUAAAUGACAUGAUUAUAGUAAUAAAUCUUUUUAAACAAAACCUAGUAAUGUGCAAAAAUAAUGAUAAAAUGAUAAUUCUAAUCUGUACUACCUUAUGAUUUUAAUAUAUUUUAAUUGUUUUACAUUCACUUUUAAAUAUUGAUAUAUUCAU